Molecule: messenger RNA, 1275 nt
Organism: Patiria miniata (bat star)
Lineage: Eukaryota; Metazoa; Echinodermata; Asteroidea; Valvatida; Asterinidae
Product: 5-hydroxytryptamine receptor 1A-beta-like
Exons: 1
Coding region: 1-1275 (424 amino acids)
Biological process (GO): neuropeptide signaling pathway
Cellular component (GO): membrane
Molecular function (GO): G protein-coupled peptide receptor activity
Source: RefSeq, a predicted model, not a curated record
AUGGUGAACAAUCCGAUGCCAAAUUCCACCUCUUGUUUUGAAAACACUGAGUCGGAUUCAGGGCUGUCUAACACGGUUGGAGACCUAUUCCAGCUGAUUGUGCAGAGCGUCAUUUUCUUAUUCGGCGUGCCCGGUAACUGCCUCAUACUCCGCGUCUACUGGACAAAGACUCUAACAACCAGCACCCAUGUUUUCAUCAUGGGCUUAGCCUGGGCCGAUCUGGCCGUCAGCUUGCUGGCUGUGAAUCGUAUUUAUUAUAAGGUUGCUUCCAUGGCUGGUCAUGAGGUCCCAGAGUUCACAUUUAUUAUCUUGGCUCUUCAGUCAACAGCCAUCAGUACAUCGAUUAUGAUGACUGCUGUGAUCGCAGCGGACCGCUACGACUGCAUAUGCCGGCCACAACGCCGGUUCUUCACCCACAAACGCGGCAAGAUAGCAGCGUGGGCAGCAUUCGUAUUCUCACUGGUCGUAAGUAUUCCUGCCUACAUACCCAGAACCCCAGGAUCCAGCGACCAGCCAUUGGACCUUUUGGCGUUGGCAUUUGAGGUUAUGUGCUUUGUCAUAGCGCUCGUGAUGAUCGCCCUGUGUUACGGUAAAAUCUACACAACUAUCAAGAAACACACCAAAGUCGGCGUCAAAAGUACCACUCGAGAUUGCAGAGUCUCUCGAAUAGUCAACAAUUGCUCGACAAGACUACAUGAUUCCGUAUUCACAAAUGACGAACCGAACAUUCUUAACGUCGCUUCCGUGUUGACGUUCAUCAGUAAACCAUGCUCGAGCAAUGCAAUUGAUGGCAGCAGAAUAGCACAAAACAAUGGAGCACCGAACCACGAAACCAACGUAUCGACCCUUGGCGAAAGUGGGAAAAGACGGGCCAGUCACCCACAAUCGACUUUGACGAAACAUGUCCUUGUGUCGAAGGAUACAGAAAAUCGUGUUGUGGACGGGACCAAUGACACGCGACAACACCAAGGCAAUGCAGGACGCGCACCACCAAAGGCAGAUGCAGCAGGUUUACAGCGUAAGACAACCAGGAUGCUCUUCAUCACCAGCGUUGUGUUUCUCCUGACCUGGCUACCCUACUGGAUCCUUGCUGUUGGUAAGUUUGCUUCCUACUCCGACCCAGUGUUCCAUAUGAUCCUCGAGCAGCUCUCCAUUACCGCUUACGUCAACAACGCCGUGAAUCCGCUGAUUUACGGACUUGCCAACAGACGGUUCAGGAAAGACUGCAAGACAAUUUUCAGUAAAUUUAAGUUCUGUAAGAAUGACACUAAUUAA